Oncorhynchus gorbuscha (pink salmon) is the source of this 1395-nucleotide messenger RNA. Its product is annotated as putative proline-rich protein 21. NCBI's taxonomy places the organism in Eukaryota, Metazoa, Chordata, Actinopteri, Salmoniformes, Salmonidae. The record is from RefSeq and is a predicted model, not a curated record. The coding region runs from base 1 to 1395 and encodes 464 amino acids. The transcript is spliced from 2 exons.
AUGAGCGCGGUCCAUAGUAUCCAAGUUGGUUCCGGAAUAUUGGAGAUGAGCCCGGUCCAUAGUAUCCAAGUUGGUUCCGGAAUAUUGGAGAUGAGCGCGGUCCAUAGUAUCCAAGUUGGUUCCGGAAUAUUGGAGAUGAGCCCGGUCCAUAGUAUCCAAGUUGGUUCCGGAAUAUUGGAGAUGAGCCCGGUCCAUAGUAUCCAAGUUGGUUCCGGAAUAUUGGAGAUGAGCCCGGUCCAUAGUAUCCAAGUUGGUUCCGGAAUAUUGGAGAUGAGCCCGGUCCAUAGUAUCCAAGUUGGUUCCGGAAUAUUGGAGAUGAGCGCGGUCCAUAGUAUCCAAGUUGGUUCCGGAAUAUUGGAGAUGAGCGCGGUCCAUAGUAUCCAAAUUAUUCCUGCCGUAUUCUCCCAGUCCAGUGAGGAUCCCCAGAUUAUUCCUGCUCUAUUCUCCCAGUCCAGUGAGGAUCCCCAGAUUAUUCCUGCUCUAUUCUCCCAGUCCAGUGGUGAUCCCCAGAUUAUUCCUGCUCUAUUCUCCCAGUCCAGUGAGGAUCCCCAGAUUAUUCCUGCUCUAUUCUCCCAGUCCAGUGAGGAUCCCCAGAUUAUUCCUGCUCUAUUCUCCCAGUCCAGUGAGGAUCCCCAGAUUAUUCCUGCUCUAUUCUCCCAGUCCAGUGAGGAUACCCAGAUUAUUCCUGCUCGAUUCUCCCAGUCCAGUGAGGAUCCCCAGAUUAUUCCUGCUCUAUUCUCCCAGUCCAGUGGUGAUCCCCAGAUUAUUCCUGCUCUAUUCUCCCAGUCCAGUGAGGAUCCCCAGAUUAUUCCUGCUCUAUUCUCCCAGUCCAGUGAGGAUCCCCAGAUUAUUCCUACUCUAUUCUCCCAGUCCAGUGAGGAUCCCCAUAUUAUUCCUGCUCGAUUCUCACAGUCCAGUGAGGAUCCCCAGAUUAUUCCUGCUCUAUUCUCCCAGUCCAGUGAGGAUCCCCAGAUUAUUCCUGCUCUAUUCUCCCAGGCCAGUGAGGAUCCCCAGAUUAUUCCUGCUCUAUUCUCCCAGUCCAGUGAGGAUACCCAGAUUAUUCCUGCUCGAUUCUCCCAGUCCAGUGAGGAUCCCCAGAUUAUUCCUGCUCUAUUCUCCCAGUCCAGUGGUGAUCCCCAGAUUAUUCCUGCUCUAUUCUCCCAGUCCAGUGAGGAUCCCCAGAUUAUUCCUGCUCUAUUCUCCCAGUCCAGUGAGGAUCCCCAUAUUAUUCCUGCUCGAUUCUCACAGUCCAGUGAGGAUCCCCAGAUUAUUCCUGCUCGAUUCUCCCAGUCCAGUGAGGAUCCCCAUAUUAUUCCUGCUCGAUUCUCCCAGUCCAGUGAGGAUCCCCAGAUUAUUCCUGCUCGAUUCUCCCAGUCCAGCAACCCAAACCAUUAA